Epinephelus fuscoguttatus (brown-marbled grouper) is the source of this 1581-nucleotide messenger RNA. Its product is annotated as homeodomain-interacting protein kinase 2-like. The transcript has 9 exons. Gene Ontology annotation, molecular function: transcription corepressor activity; ATP binding; protein serine/threonine kinase activity. Gene Ontology annotation, cellular component: cytoplasm; nucleus; PML body. Gene Ontology annotation, biological process: peptidyl-serine phosphorylation; intrinsic apoptotic signaling pathway in response to DNA damage by p53 class mediator; positive regulation of transcription by RNA polymerase II. The coding region runs from base 1 to 1581 and encodes 526 amino acids. NCBI's taxonomy places the organism in Eukaryota, Metazoa, Chordata, Actinopteri, Perciformes, Serranidae. The record is from RefSeq and is a predicted model, not a curated record.
AUGACUGACCCCAUUUACAAUCCACCAUCAUUCUUUGGCCCAAACGCCAUCAAGCUCCCAAGCCAAUACAGGUCUAUAAAGGUUCUGGGAGCGGGCAGCUAUGGAGAGGUGGUGAAAUGCUGGAAGAAAGACAUCAACCAACCCGUGGCUGUAAAGAUCCCCUUGCACGCAGAUGAUAAUGGCAAGGAGAUUCCCAUGAUGCAGGAGUUAAUGCGCCUCAAAGCUGACCAGCACAAUAUCAUCAAGUUCCUUGGCUGGUUCAACACGAGGUGUGGAAAAGCCCUGGUGUUUGAGAUGUGUGACAUCAGCAUAAUGGACUACAUUCUGAAGACCGACUGUGCCCCUAUGCGACUGAGUGACAUCAGCACCAUCAUCAAACAGCUGGCCGAGGCUCUCAAGGCGCUGAAGAGAUUUGGAGUGAUUCACAAUGAUUUAAAACUGGACAACAUCAUGAUGGUGAAUCACAGGAUACGACCCUUCAAGGUCAAGCUAAUUGACUUUGGCUUGGCCUUGCCAACAUCUGAAGCCAAGCAGGGCAUGGAUCUGUUGACCAUCAACAGUUCUCCAGAAAUGAUUUUGGACCUUCCAUUUUCUGAGGCCAUUGACAUGUGGUCAUUGGGCUGUGCGAUGGCCACCAUGAUCAUCGGCGAUUACCUGCUGUUUGGAUCAAAUGCAUAUGAAGCAAUGCAUUACAAUGUUGAAAUCCUCGGUCAGCCGCCAGACCAUCUUCUUGAUGAUGGACUAAAGACAGAGAACUAUUUCACCAGGACUGAGUCCAACAGCUGGAGGCUCAAGCUGCGUCUGGAGGAGAAUAACAAAAACGAGGCUGUGGAGCGAGGGCAGUGCAUCGAUCUCUUGGAGGCCAUGCUUGAAAUGGAUCAGGCUAAGAGGAUCACUCCCAGUGAAGUCCUCUCUCAUCCUUUCAUUGACAAAGGCCACCAGAGCUCCUGUGGGAAAAAGAAAGUGAGCGAGGUUAUAUCCUUUGGUCCUAAAACUCGUCUGCCAAAUGUAAGAGUUCAGCCUGCUGCACCAGAGAACACACUGCUGAUGGAGGACGAGGAGAGUGCAGAGACUGCUCUGGAAAAGGAUGCUACCAUCAGCAUCCACCAGGAGCACCACAGUCCAGCAUCUCUCACUGUCCUUCCAUCAGGUGUGAUCCUGGUUCAGCCUGCUGCACCUGAGAACACACUGCUGAUGGAGGACGAGGAGAGUGCAGAGACUGCUCUGGAAAAGGAUGCUACCGUCAGCAUCCACCAGGAGCACCACAGUCCAGCAUCUCUCACUGUCCUUCCAUCAGGUGUGAUCCUGGUUCAGCCUGCUGCACCUGAGAACACACUGCUGAUGGAGGACGAGGAGAGUGCAGUCAGAUUGCAGGCUGAGACUGAGAGUUCCACAGUGGAAGUAGCUGACAGUGACACCUGGACAUGUCAGGACUCUACCUCAUGUGACGACACCGGUACCCAGCAGAAGAAGAAGAAGAAGAAGAACUGUGUCCGGCCCUUCUUCUCCUGGAUGAGGAAGACCUUCGCCUCCUGCUGCACUGCCAUGGAUGACGGUGACAUGACAAGUGAAGCUCUGUGA